This is a messenger RNA of Bactrocera latifrons, 1598 nucleotides long. RefSeq lists its product as uncharacterized. The transcript has 2 exons. The record is from RefSeq and is a predicted model, not a curated record. Lineage: Eukaryota; Metazoa; Arthropoda; Insecta; Diptera; Tephritidae. The coding region runs from base 157 to 1266 and encodes 369 amino acids.
AAUAUAUUUGCGCAGUUGCAAAAUUUUUUGUUUUUCUUUUUAGUAGUAUUAACUAAAUUUUUGUGUAAUAUUUUGAUUGGUGAGAUUUAUAAACGAAUUAGCAUUUUCAACCGCAAAUAAAUAUAAAAAGUAAUACAAAAAUAUUACCUGCGUAUUAUGGAUCAUUUCAAUGUACCGAGGAAAGUGAAUCGACAUGUUUUGAAGGCAUUGGGAGCUCUGAGUGGUGGCAAUCGCGAUCAAGUCGUUGUCACAUCACAAAUAAUUGACCAAGUCAAGCAUCAAAUGCGAAACUUGGUACCGGUACCCAAUCUCGGUAGGGUUGUGGAAAAGUCAUUACAAAAUUUAAGCGAAAUUGGCUUGAUUGAUCGGCAUGGGAUGUAUAGAUAUGCGCUUGGGCGAUGCGCCGCCGUCAUGCCUGGUCCCAGCCCUCAGCCGAAUUCAAGAACUCCUGACCGUCGUGUGUUUCGAGGCAAUAAUCCACGACAUUGCAGUCGAAGCAAAUUAGAUCCUAAUAAGAAACGUGCUCGGGGUUGCAGUGACGAGGAAUCCAUCUCAGGCGAUGAAUUUGAUCGCGCGCGGAAACGCAUGCGUACAAAUAAUAAGCAAGUGCGUCACUGUGGUCGGUGGGCAUAUCUUCCUCGCGUGCGACAGCAUAGCCAACGUAGUCAACUUAACCAGCAAGCUCUUUUCAAAUUCAAUGCACCCCAUAUUUCUCAAGAUUUUUACUCGUUGGAUUAUCCACUUACGCAAUUGCAAGAAUUUCAUUCCUCCAGAGAAUACCGAAACCCUUUGGAAGUUGUUAGUAAUGACAUAAUUAAUAAUACAGCAUUGGAUUUUACCCUAGCCAAUGUGACACCCACACCAUCUCUGGAAAUAACUGAAAUCAAUGAUGAUAUAAAAAAAAUUGUAGAUGUACGAAAAAUAGUCGAAACGCCACCAUUACAACAACCAAAUGAAGAAAACAAGUCGAAUGCAGAAUAUGUAGUGGAGGAAUAUGAGGAGAAAGAAGAGGGCGUACAAACUGAGCAUUUCUCGUCGACAGUAAUACGAGGCUAUCAAAGCGAAUUAUGUGGAGAUCGUGAAGCAGCCAUCGGGAAUGGUAACGCGACUACGCAAAUACAAAAUGUACGAAAAAACACAACAAAUCAGAAUCAAAUUUCAAAAUCGUUCGCCUCAAGACGUUUACUGAACACAUCCAGUGCUUACGCUUCAGAACAUUCUUCUAAAACCAUAAUGCCGGAUUACACUAAAUCUUAUAUAAAGUAAACAUAUCUGCAAUGUGUCAUAAUAUUUGUAUGUAUUUUUUAAUGUUACUCUUAUGUUAUUUGAAUAUUUAUGACAAAUUUGUGAGUAUAAGUCUUCAUUUUAAGAAAAUUCUAAUUAAACAAAUUGCAUAAUAACAACACAAUACUACAAUGUUAUCAUUACAAAUUAUGAGAUUAUCAUUACUCUCCUAAGGAGCUUUAUUGUAACCGAAUGAUGUUAAUUUGGUGCGAAUCCUUUAAAAGUUCAAGAUAUAACGAUAUUAAUUGAUUCCUAAGAUAUAUGUAUAAAUAGUAUUAUCGUUUUCACCAGUCCGAAUGAUUUGCAUUUUUAAC